Molecule: messenger RNA, 1769 nt
Organism: Ylistrum balloti
Lineage: Eukaryota; Metazoa; Mollusca; Bivalvia; Pectinida; Pectinidae
Product: alpha-aminoadipic semialdehyde dehydrogenase-like
Exons: 6
Coding region: 33-584 (183 amino acids)
Molecular function (GO): aldehyde dehydrogenase (NAD+) activity
Source: RefSeq, a predicted model, not a curated record
AAGAUGCACAUGUUUCCAUGUUGUAAGUUAAUAUGAAGAUGCACAUGUUUUCUACAGCUGAAACUCUGUACGGACCCAUGCACAGCCAACAAGGAGUAGAUCAGUACCUGAAUGCUGUCUCAGAGGCCAAGGAACAAGGUGGCACAGUGGUAUAUGGUGGAAAGGUGAUGGAUCUCCCUGGACACUAUGUUGAACCGACGAUAGUGACUGGCCUGGCCCAUGAUGCUCCUAUUGUCCACAAGGAAACAUUUGCUCCUGUGGUUUAUGUGAUUAAGUUCUCUAACCUGGACGAUGCGAUGAAAUGGAACAACGAAGUUAAACAAGGUCUUACUAGCAGUCUCUUCACCAAAGAUCUCACCAAUGUCUUCAAAUGGAUAGGACCAAAAGGAUCAGACUGUGGUAUUGUGAAUGUCAACAUUCCUACAAGUGGUGCAGAAAUUGGGGGAGCUUUUGGUGGUGAGAAGCACACUGGAGGCGGGCGCGAGUCUGGUAGUGAUGCUUGGAAACAGUACAUGAGGCGAUCCACAUGCACAAUCAACUGUGGAAAAGAGCUGCCUUUAGCCCAGGGUAUCAAGUUCGAGUAAAACCAAUAAAUAUUGAAGAUGAUUACUGCUUCCAUUUUCACUAGUCAAAAAAAUUCAGACGUCCGCAUUGUUUACACAGAUGCCAUCAAUUAUGUAGACCUAUAUAUUGGAUAUUAUUGAUAAAGUGUUGUUUUUAGAAUCAGAUCGUAAACGGACAUUGUAUUUGAAUUUAAGAUUGUAAACAGCUAUGAUAUUGAAUUAAAAUGGAAUAACAUUCAUUUGGUUAGCAGUUGAUCUGAUUAUAGAAAGUGAAUACUCAGCAUAUCAUGCAAACUCUGUCAUAAUGCGUAUCAUUUACGGUUGAUUGAAUCAACCUUUGAACUGUUCAAGUGUGGAUUUUGUUUUAGUAUCUGAUUCACCAAUAAAUAAAUGAACAUUUAGAGGAAUUAUUUAUUUCAAUACAUUUCCCGACUGUACAUGCAAGUUCAUGAAAAACUGUUGGAAACUGGCAUUAUUCAUUUGUACAAAAUAAAGGAAAUACACUUUAAGUUUUUUCAUUCUUGUUCAUUCUUAAAAUGAUUGUUUUUAUGCCCAUUGCUGGUACAAAAGAUCGAAGUUGAAAGAAACUAAAAACAAUCUUCUUUUCAUGCCAUUUUGUAGUAUCCCUGUACACUAUUCCAAAUGUUGAGAUGUUCUAGAAUGGUGAGAUACAUAAUGACAGAAUAUCUUAAUUUUGAAUACUUUAAAGAUGACUACAAAAUAUAUAUCCUCUUAAAUUUUGAGUUAUUGCAUUUCCAAACAAAAAUUGGAAUCAUUUGAAUCAAUUUGUUUUUUUUUCCACCUAUCUUAUGAAGUUUUCCAAUUUUCUAUCUUGGUAAACACUAAUUGUACACUAUGUCCAUGGUUGUAAACGUAGCAAACCUGUCACUCAGGCAGUUACGGAGAUACCUGUAUAUCAAUGUACUAUGUUCAUGUUGUACAGAUUUGUUCUGAAUCUCAAGAUGUUGUACUAUCACAUAAUAUUUCUUUAAAAAGAAAUCAAUGAGGAUGAUCUGCUUUAAUUUUAAUGUCAUGAGCGAGUCUCAUGAAUGGUUUGAAGAAAAUGUCCAGUAACAAAGAUAUUUUUCUAAAUGUAAAGAAGCAUACUGGUUUAAAAAAUAUUGACGCAAGUGCUGUGGUCUUCAUUAAGGCUGUGUGAUAUUAAUGUGUGAUAAGAUGGGUUCUUAUUAAAAUAUUGCAUUUUAA